UCAGCUCUCUCCCUCACAUUUCGAAGAUCGUUUUUCUUUCUUUCUUUCUUUUCCCGCCCCCCAUUAGCUCAUCUCGUUAACUAAAUUUGAUUCCUGCUAAUUUUCUUGCCUUUGUUUUCUUAUUCUUUUUAGGGCUUAGACACGAUUUUUUGUUUUUCUGAUUUCUCCGGGAUUCAUUUGUGGUUUCUUUUUUGUUGCUGUAAAGGUGGAAAAGUAAUUUUCAUGUUUUUGUAAUGCUGGUUAAUUUCUGAUGCAUAGGUUUUCCUCAAAUGAAGGCUAAAUUUGUCUGGAACAGAGUAGUUGGUCACUCUAGAGGUUUCCUUGACUAAAAAAAUAGCAACACCAACUGAAGUUUGGAAUCAGCUAUUUUCUGCAUCAUGGAUCAACUAAUUACAAAUCAGCACCUACCAUCACAUAUGGACACAGGUAUUAGAUGGCUGGCAAAAUUACAUACUCAGAAGUUUUUUAAGUUUCUGAUUACUAAGACCUAAAAACAGCUGAAAUCCUUAUUAGUUUUGAUUAGCUUAGUUUUGGAAUUCUGAUUAUGAUAAAAAGUUUAGAAAUUGCUACUAUCUGUGAAGGUCUGUUUAGCAAAGGAGUUCAAUUCCUAAAAGGGCAUCCCAAGUCAAUAGCGACUGCAUAAAUGCUUCUGUUAUGCUUUCUUGUCCUUCCAAUUAAAAGAAAUAUAUAUUUUGUUAGAAAAAAGGGGCUUUUUGAAGGAUUAUGUUUGUAAAAUAUGUUUAAGUAUCCUCCCUAAGUUGGGUUGUCCAUCCAACUGAAUGAAUAGUAGCUUGAGAAGGCUAUGUGACUUCCAUGUCCAUUGUGGCUAAUUGUCCUUGUAGCAUUGAUGUUGCCUGUGGAUUUCUCAAAAUUUUAUACCACUCAUUUUGCUUAGAGAUUUUCUUCUCUUUUUUCUCUCGGAAAAAAAAAACUUUCUUUUAGGAGUUAGAAAUUUUUGGCACAAAUGCGGCUUGCAUUUGGAAGUGUUCUAGUGUUGCUGUUCGCUGAGAGAACAAGAAAAGGCCCCUUUUAUUCUGAGUCAGUUUUUCAUUUCUGAUCUUCUAGAUUGUCUCAGUAACAUUUUAGCAUCCCUUUCUAAUUCCAACCAGCUAGGGACCCUUGUCUCCUGGUUUUGCCCUUUCUUUUUGAAAGAUACUUAAAACUAGAAAAUUGAAUGGAAAAAACAACUCUGGUCACUUUGCCUUUCUCCCAGCCAUUUAUGCACAUGUACGAAAUCAUAACAUCUUUACUUAUUGUAAUUCUGAUUCUAGUAGGUUUACUGUUUACAUAACUCAUUAUUAAUUUUAUUCUUCCUUGUGUCCUAUAUUAUGGGAAUUUUCCUUUUUGACAAUGGGAAUCCUACUCAUUGUUAAAGCUUAAUGUUCUCUAAAUAUAAGAGGCUGUUGAGUUAUGCUAAAUGUCAUUAUGCCAUACCACAACUGGACAUUUGCAUACUGAAAUAAUUAUAUUGAGAAACAGGGAGCGGAAACAUAAUUUUACAUGUCAUUUACUGUCUUCGUAUGUAAGUAUUGAAUCUGAAUUCAGGUGCAGCCUCUGUUAACAUGUGGCUGCCCACCUUGAUCUGAAUUUGCAUUGAUAUUUUCUACCAAAAAAGUGAAAAAAAAAAACUGAUAUUUUAACCUUCUUGUUUGAUUGCACCAAUAAAAAUUUGUUGAGAAGUAUUUUCUAGCAUUUAGAAUACAUAAGAAAAAAUAAUUUUCAUAGUUGAACAGAUACAAAUUUUAUGUAAAAGGAAGAGCGAAUCUCAAAUGAAUAUUGGUUGACCUAGGGGCAGCUAAAAGUGAUUGGCAAUAGCCAGUGGACAAGUGGUUAAUCGGCUAUGGGUGCCUAUAUAGUCAUUUACCUUUUAAGUUUGUGAAAGUUUGGAAAUGACUUGCUGUUUUGAAAAAUAUUUUUUCCUUAAAAAGGGCAUAAUUUUUUGUUUUGUUAACCAAUAUUUCCGAGUGCCUUAACAUUUGGAAAAUGUGAUUUUUUUUUUGUUUUUUUGGAGAAAUCCUUAAUCUCAUUUUGUUAGCAUCUCUAUUUAAGUUUUCAUCCUUGUGAGCACAUCUUAAACAGUGCUCUGAUGUUAAAAGUAGCAUCUUAAUGUGUUAAUAAAUUAGAGCAGCGUGCAUGUAUUGUUUAGGAUACGUUAAGUUGGAGACUUGGAGCUAUGUUAAAGCAUUUUCCACCUGUAUUACUGAAUGAUUUCUUGAACACUAUUGAAAAAAAAAAUCAUAUUAUUUUGAUGACAUGCAUGAUAUUUAUAGAAAAUUUACUUAUGGACAAACAGAAAAUUAAACUGUUGUAGACACCUUUUGUUAUCUUCAUGUGCAAGAUUUAUUUGUAAAUUUGCAGACUUCAUAUGUCAUUUAUCAUAUUCUUUUUCUUUCAUUCUUAUUCUUUUUUUUUUUUCUCUCCUAGGAAGAUCUCUUAAAAUAUCCCUUGUGAUUGUGGUAAAGAAAGACGGGAUUAAAAAGCAUCUAAGUUCAUAGUUAAAAUGUAGAAAGAAAACAGAGAGAGAUAUAAAAAAAUAGGGGCAAAACAAACAUUGUUUCCGAUGACCAAGGGUGGUAAAUGGUUUGAUUAUCAUUUAAAUAAGAAUAACUGAAGCAAAUUUAAUUAAACUGUACUCAUAAACUAGAUAAGAAAAACAAUAAAAACAAAAUAAUAAGUAAUGUCUAUCUGGUUGCUUAUUUAUCUCGUUCCAUUUGUCUCCUGCUUGACCUUGAUAGAAUAGACAAUUUAUGGACUUGUGGUCACCAUGAUCUUGUGGUACUCUAAGAUACCAAUCACACUAACCUUGUCCAUCCAAGAAUAUAUAGGGUUUAAUUCCCCAAUAUUCCCCACAUUAACAAGUCCUAACAGCCCAUGGAAUCCUCAGAACCUCUGGCCAUCGAGAGUUUCUCUUACAGUUGGUUAACAAGUGUAAGUUCUCCUUUAGAUGGCCUUGAGGAGCUCCUUAGAGCAUCUUUUGACAGUUCCCAUGAAGCUACUGCUGAAGAUUUAGGGUACCAGAUGCCAAAGCCAAAAAGAUCUCUGGAAGAAGUCCAGAACUUUAAUUUUGAUGUUCCCAGUUCUCCAUACCCAGAUGCUCUUGUUGAUGCUGAUCAGCUUUUCUCUGAAGGCCUCAUCAAGCCUGUUUUUGUCGGCCAAUCAAAGAUAGAGGCCUCCAGUUCCCUUGAUUUACUUCCUAAAAUGCAAUCUUCUUUUCCUUCUAGUGCUGUCAUUCCAGCUGUUCAUAUUCGGUGUUGUAAUUUUGAAAGAUGGAGAAAAUCAUCGAAGCGGAUCUUGCAAAAUUGUUUUGGAUAUCUGAGACCCUUGUGCCACAAAAUACCUGGCUCAAGAAGAAGCACAAGAGUGGAUGAUAUUGAUAGAAGGGCAAGGCAAGUUAAAAGCUGGAGCAAGUCUCCACGAGCAUCUCCAGGCAUAACUUACUCAUCAACAGAUUGUUGUGAUAUUGAGAACUCAAUUUAUGAGGCAGUUCUUCAUUGUAAAAGAUCUAUAGCUAAAUGAUUGUUUUACAGAAACAAUUGGAGAGCUUCUAGAAAUGCAUUGCAAAAGAGUCAACUUGUUCCUUGUCCCAUUUCUCUGUCUUCUAUCCCCUUGGUUGUUUUUGUUCAUUUGUCUUCUAAAGCAGACACUUGUUUGUUACCCAGCAGCUGUGAGAAUAGUAAUCAUUUAAUACUUACUUUUUUUCUUUAAAAGAAAAUGCAAAUAUCUUUGACAGUACACUUUUAUUUGUGUUCUUAAUGCUGUAAAGAUGAGAAUUAAAUUAUUUCUUGUGUGCCA
Messenger RNA from Manihot esculenta (cassava), 3792 nucleotides. RefSeq names its product probable membrane-associated kinase regulator 6. Bases 2872 to 3516 code for a protein of 214 amino acids. NCBI's taxonomy places the organism in Eukaryota, Viridiplantae, Streptophyta, Magnoliopsida, Malpighiales, Euphorbiaceae. The record is from RefSeq and is a predicted model, not a curated record. The transcript has 2 exons.